This is a messenger RNA of Triplophysa dalaica, 2265 nucleotides long. RefSeq names its product endoplasmic reticulum-golgi intermediate compartment 1 (gene ergic1). The transcript is spliced from 10 exons. The record is from RefSeq and is a predicted model, not a curated record. The coding region runs from base 118 to 990 and encodes 290 amino acids. Lineage: Eukaryota; Metazoa; Chordata; Actinopteri; Cypriniformes; Nemacheilidae. Gene Ontology annotation, cellular component: endoplasmic reticulum membrane; COPII-coated ER to Golgi transport vesicle; endoplasmic reticulum. Gene Ontology annotation, biological process: retrograde vesicle-mediated transport, Golgi to endoplasmic reticulum; endoplasmic reticulum to Golgi vesicle-mediated transport.
GCAAAGCGUCCUUAGCGAACGUCACGUCCGGUGUGAACAGCCGGCAGGAUUGAAGACUCACUGAACUCAGAGUUGCUGCUUAUUAGUCCUACUUUUGUUUUAAUUCGUGCCGUGACAAUGACUUUCGAUGUGCGCAGGUUGGAUAUCUACAGGAAAGUGCCCAAAGACCUCACCCAGCCCACAUAUACUGGAGCUUUCAUUUCGAUCUGCUGCUGCAUCUUCAUGAUGUUCCUGUUUCUCUCAGAGCUGACGGGAUUCAUAACCACAGAAAUAGUAAAUGAACUGUAUGUGGAUGACCCUGAUAAGGACAGUGGUGGGAAGAUAGAUGUGAGUGUAAACAUCAGUUUACCAAACUUACACUGUGAUUUGGUGGGUUUGGACAUUCAAGAUGAGAUGGGCCGUCAUGAAGUGGGACACAUCGAAAAUUCAAUGAAGGUGCCCCUCAACAACGGUUAUGGCUGCCGCUUUGAAGGAGAAUUCAGUAUUAAUAAAGUUCCUGGAAACUUUCAUGUGUCAACACACAGCGCCACCGCUCAGCCUCAGAAUCCUGAUAUGACACACCUCAUCCACAAACUGGCCUUCGGGGAGAAGCUGCAGGUGCAGAAUAUCCAGGGUGCUUUUAAUGCUUUGGGUGGAGCCAACAAAUUGGAGUCCAAUGGUUUGGCCUCCCACGAUUACAUUCUCAAGAUCGUCCCAACGGUCUACGAGGAUCUGUCAGGAAAGCAGAGGUUUUCUUACCAGUACACCGUGGCAAACAAGGAGUAUGUGGCAUACAGCCAUACAGGACGUAUCAUCCCAGCUAUCUGGUUUCGCUAUGACCUCAGUCCAAUCACAGUGAAGUACACUGAGAGGAGACAGCCGCUCUACCGCUUCAUUACUACUAUUUGCGCUAUUAUCGGAGGCACAUUUACGGUAGCGGGCAUCAUUGACUCCUGCAUAUUCACAGCAUCGGAAGCCUGGAAAAAAAUCCAGAUCGGGAAAAUGUCCUGAGUUUGACUCGAGAUCUACCUUGUUUUAUUUAUUCCAGCCAAACCUCUGUCCCCGUACACUACACCCUCUGUUUACCCACACUGGAACACAUUGUCCUGUGGUUGAUUUUCUUCAGUAUGCACAUUAAACAGACACUUCCUGCUUUUACAACAGUAAAUAACCAGGAUUUUAUUUGAGAUGUAGGUGAUUUCUCUGCUCGUCUGACACAUUUCAUUCACAAACAUGAGGCAGUGUUUAUGUGGUAAGUACCUCCUUUACCGCUCAUAUGAAGGACUUCAGGGUUUCCUCCUCUCGUGCACCCGAGCAGAGAGGUUUAAAGGAACGGUGUAUAGUGUUCUAUGAGAAAUAUUUUGUCACUUUAGAAUGAUUAUGAAUUUGUUUGAACGAAAUUACACAAUCAAUUCUCCAAUCAGUUUCUCUGGGCUUUUUACAAUUAAUUGUUAUUUUACAUGACAUGGAAAUACCAAUUAUUAGCAUUUAGUUAACUGAUGUGAUAUGUGCCUUCAUACUAGACAGCUUUUUUUUCAUCUCUGUUAAAAUGAAUCGUACAACUAUCAUCAUGAACUCCAUGUCCUGUCUUUUAUACCAUAAGCAAUGAACAAUUUGGUUUUUGAGCAGGACAUGUUUUCAUGGGAUUCAUCUGUUGGUUUUUAAUGCGGUGUAUGAUGUGCUUGUAAUCAUUCAGAUUUAAUCGUGUAGUUGAUUUAUGGUAACUCAAUAAGCUGGGUUUUGUUUCUUUCCAUGUUACAUGUGUUUUUCCUGUUUGUUUUUUAUAUGUAUACGUUAUUUUAUGUAGUUCUACUUGGUAUUCAGUUAAAGGGAUAUUCUGGGAAUGUUCUGUGUUUUUCUACCAAAACAGUCUUGAAUGAAGGUUUUUUUAAUUAUUUUACUUCCUCUUUAUUGUUUAAUUUUAACCUUUUGUUUUGGAAAGUAAGUUGACAUAGUGUUAAAUCUCCCUAUCAAGUGUUUAUUUCGGAUCGGUUUUUGAGUAUUUGAUGAAUCCGGUUGAACCUGUUACACGGGUAACACUGAUUGUUUUCAGGUUCACAUACGGGAUGUUUUGUUGCCAGUAUCACAGUUUACAUGGCAACAGAUGUUCAUUAUCACUACAGCGACAACAUACAACCGCAACCUACAUUUCAACUUUCAGUUUCUCCAUUGAAAUCUGAACAUGAUUGUAAAUCGUAUACUUUGUACAGUUAUUCUUUCAGUUAAAACUCAUUUAAGUCUCUGUUAAUCUGAGCAGCAUUACAAUAAAAUCAUUACUGUGAGUUA